This is a messenger RNA of Linum tenue, 1942 nucleotides long. The record is from the annotation of a GenBank genome assembly. Lineage: Eukaryota; Viridiplantae; Streptophyta; Magnoliopsida; Malpighiales; Linaceae.
GUACAUUCCCCAUCCAAAAUAUAUGCGGCGUAACAGAUUUGAUUUCUGCUAAAAACUAGAAAUCCUUAUCCACCGAAUCCAAGUAUCCAACUCAACGACUCUAUUAUUUUGUACCCAAUGAAUUCCCUAAUUUACCCCUGUCGCUCACUUUUUUUUGAAUCAUAGUUUAUUCCUCGGUCCUCUCACAGUCUUGUCUUCUUCCUGCUCUAAAACUCCAUUUUAUUGGUCGAUGGCCAUCGCCAUCACCGUCUGAUCGAGAUCCAGCGAGCAAACCCGAGUCGUCACUCACCCACUCGCUCAUUCCCCAACUCGUUCUCAACCGACUCGCUAAGUUUCAUAGCCAUGAGGCGAUCCAGCCGAAUCGAAAUCUUCGAUCCAUUCUACUGCCCUGCUUCUUCCUUGUUCCUGAAUGAAGCCUCCAUUUUCCCUCCCGGAGCGCUCGGUUUCCCGUCGUCGUUCAUUUCCGAGCAUGAGGAAGUUGACGAGCUGAGCUCGGCGUUCGAGCUGCUGGCCCCGAGAGCCAGCAGCGGGUUCGAGCUGUUUGAUACGGUGACGGAUCUGAUACAGGUGGAGAAAACGCCGUCGUACUGCUCCUACAAGAGGGUCCAGCAGCGCGCCGCCGCGCCGGAGCUGUAUCUGCAGAGGAUCUCCGAUCGAGUGACUGCUCUGGAGUCGAAGUUUGAGCAGCUGGUGAGCAAGUCGAAGGGGAAAGUUGGAGACCGGAAGUACACGUGGACGGCGGAGAUCAAUGGUCCGGUUGAGAGGAAGUACAAGUGGAUGGCGGAGAUCAAGGGGGCAGCAGAGAAGGAGGAGGAGGUGAAGCAGAAGAAGCAGGUUCCGGUUAAGAGAGUUCCGGUGGAGAAGAAGUACAAGUGGACGGCUGAGAUUAAGGGGAAGGGAGAGGAAUCAAGGAAGUAUGUAUUUGAAGUAUCCAGCGGCGGGGAUGCGAAUAAGAGCAGUGAAUCGGGCAAAAAGGACAAGAAGAAGGAGGUGAAGAAAGUGGAAGAGAAGAAACCGAAGAAGAAUGGAGUUCGCGUGGUGGAGAUUGAAGAGCCUGAAGCUGAUCAUGGCGUUGUGGUUCUUAGACAGGCAUUUGCUAAGAGAGCUGGGGCAUUGAGGUCGAUGAAGGGGAAGAACAAGGAACUGUCGCCACAAGAUGCAGCAUUGUUGAUCCAGAUCACUUUCAGGGCUUACCUGAUCAGGAGGUCGCAGGCUCUUCGUGCUCUCAGAGACCUGGCGAUCGCCAAGGCCAAAUUGAAGGAGAUCAGGGGAAUGUUUAACAACUUUUCUUACCGUCGUCAAGUUUCCAGGGACGCUGAAGAGCGCCAGAGGUUCACUGAGAGGAUCAUUGUCCUGCUGCUCACUGUUGAUUCCAUUGAGCAGGGAGCCGAUCUGAUGGUGAGGUCUUCCAAGAGGUCGAUGGUGGAUGAGCUGGAAGCCAUGCUGGACGUGGUGGACCCACAGCCCGCCGGUGGGAGGUCGCUUUCGAUGAGGAGGCGGACAUUCGACAUGCCCGACGGCACCAUCAGGAAGGAGAUCGCUGAAGGCGUCGCACAAGUCGUGCAGAUGCUCGAACAAGAAGAAGAAGAGGCGGAUGAGUAAGGUAAGUAAGUAACUUCGCCAUUGGCGUUGUUCUUUCUUGGUGUGUAAGAGAGAGAGAGAUAGCUUCCUAGUAUCGGCUCCCACUUGUUAAACUGAAUAAUCUUCUUCAGUCUUUUGUUGGAACAAUCGUGUUUGUUAGUUUAUUAAUGGACGUGUUCUGAUGCUUCAUUUGGGCUGUGUGUUUCCUUUCAUGGGCUGGAUUGUGGGCUUUUGCGAUGUGUUGGUUGGCCUGUAGUAGCCUUGUGUUGUAGGGUUUCUUUCAGAGCAGCUGCCAACUACUUACCAAAAAGGAGUCAAUUUUGCAGUGUUAUUAAAGUCGAGCCGCUCGGCCCGACCGGUA